AUGGCCUCGGGAGUACUUAACCAGCAUGUGACCGAGUCACUGAAUGACAGUAACUUUUGUGACGACAUUUCAACAGAGGAAAAGGAACCGCCACUUCAAAGUUACCUUAUUCUAACUAUGUUUACCUGUUUUUGUCCUGCUUAUCCUGUCAACAUUGUUGCUUUGGUCUACUCUGUCAUGUCUAGGAACAGCUAUUAUAAUGGUGACUAUGAUGGCUCAAGGCGAUUGGGCAAGAAUGCUCUCUAUGUCGCCAUUGCUUCCAUUUUCAUUGGCCUACUCGUCAUCGCUAUCAUCUGUAUUGUGCAUUUCACCACUGUAAGAAUUUUACUUUACUGA
Nerophis lumbriciformis (worm pipefish) is the source of this 336-nucleotide messenger RNA. NCBI's taxonomy places the organism in Eukaryota, Metazoa, Chordata, Actinopteri, Syngnathiformes, Syngnathidae. The record is from RefSeq and is a predicted model, not a curated record.